Capra hircus (goat) is the source of this 1410-nucleotide messenger RNA. It is a transcript of the gene KXD1, whose product is annotated as KxDL motif containing 1. The transcript is spliced from 5 exons. Lineage: Eukaryota; Metazoa; Chordata; Mammalia; Artiodactyla; Bovidae. Gene Ontology annotation, cellular component: BORC complex. Bases 139 to 669 code for a protein of 176 amino acids. The record is from RefSeq and is a predicted model, not a curated record. Gene Ontology annotation, biological process: lysosome localization.
GCAAGUCGGCCCUGGGCACGUCGCCGCCACGCGCGCGCUCGCACGCAGGGUGCGUGGUGACGUUACGGCGACGCGGGCGCCAUCCCGGAAGCGCGAGCAAGGCCGCCAGAUGUGCAGGCAGCGGAGGAGGAGGAAGAGAUGGACCCCCCGGACUCGGCCUCGAGGGUCUUCUGUAGCCGCAUCCUGAGCAUGGUGAAUGCGGACGAUGUCAGCGCCAUCAUUCUGGCCCAGAAGAACAUGCUGGACCGCUUUGAAAAGACCAACGAGAUGCUGCUCAACUUCAACAACCUGUCAAGUGCCCGCCUGCAGCAGAUGAACGAGCGCUUCCUGCACCACACAAGGACCCUGGUGGAGAUGAAGCGGGACUUGGACAGCAUCUUCCGCAGGAUCAGGACACUGAAAGGGAAGCUGGCCAGACAGCACCCGGAGGCCUUCAGCCACAUCCCAGAGGCAUCUCUCUUGGAGGACGAAGAUGAAGACCCCAUUCCGCCUAGCACCACCACCACCAUCGCCACCUCAGAACAGAGCACAGGCUCCUGUGACACCAGCCCCGACACCGUCUCGCCCUCCCUCAGCCCUGGCUUCGAGGACCUGUCCCACGUCCGGUCUAGUUCCCCUGCCAUCAACGGUCGCAGCCAUACAGAUGAUGAGGAGAUUCCGGGCGAGUAGCCCCGCUCCCAGGAGCUCCGAGGGGGUCUCAGGGCGGCAGCAGCGUCAUUCCCCAGAUGUCUCAAGUGGCAGCGGAGAACCCUGCCUGGAGAUACUCAGCUUUGCCACCCUAGUCUGUCAUUUAGGGCUCGCCAAGGGGACAAGGCUCCCUCCCUAGAAUUCCUGGGGGUAUUUCAUUCCUGCUCCUUCGUCACUGAGAACAUCUCUCUUCUGUAGAUCCCUCUAUCAGACUGGGGAUGACCAGUCCAUCUGGAGUUGGGCUGGGCACAGGGAGCUUUUCCAGAGUCAGGCCUUAGGUCUACUCUGAACAACACUCCAAGCUUCCCAGAGACCAGAGCCAGCUGCCCCCCGCCCCAGCCCCCUGGUCAGAACCCCCUCAAGACAGCCAAACACCGUCACGUCCGAGUCCACCCAGCCCACCCCUGCGCCUACUGAUUCUGGUCUUCUUGCCCCUUCCUCCAAUGAAAGUACUGAAUCCUUUCUCCAAUCAUUAUCUCAAGGAGGUUUCUGAAACAGUUGUAGAAGGCUCAAGACAGAGAUUAGUCAUCCACUCAGCCCCAAGCCUGGUCGGGCCCUGUUUCUCUGACCAGAGGUGUAGACCUCUAGGGCCUAACAAGCCUCUCCUAGGGCCUUUGUGGAGCAAGCCGAGCAACCUUGGAGAACAAAGUGGAAUAUUUUUGUACCCGAUGUUUACAGAUGCUGUUGGGAAGUUAUCAAUAAAGAGACUGUUACUAAAAAGGG